AUGGCGCUGUCAGCAGACCUUGGCCAGCGCAUGAGACAUACACGGGUGUUCUUCGCUAAUAAUCUUGAAGCGAGUGUGCGCGAAGCGGUGUUGGACAAAGUACCGCAUGCACAAGAAAAAAACCACGAAAAGAGCGAUAUCCUGAUGCUGCGCGAAUUGGCAGAAAGGCUUAUGGAGGCCAUUCGAGAGGCGGAAGGAGAUGUAGGUGAAGAAAGCGCCAUUGGUGAAAAAGACGAGAUCGCUGCUGAAGCCGAGAGGGUAUUUUAUGAGGCGCUGAGGGUACGACGGGUUGAUACUAGGGAAGAUAAUAUACUGUUAACUUACGAAAAAAAUUGUGUUGCUAUGCCCCUCCACUGUAUGUACGGUGGAGUCGAGAAGAGCAGGGAAACAGAGAUGGUGUUUGAUAUGGUGUCCUACGAGGCAGUUGUCAAAUUGCGCUGGGUGAAACCUAUGCGGUGUAUAACCCCUUCAGCAUGUAUAUAUGACCCCUUCCCCGGGCCAUGGACGAUGAGCUCAACAGUACAAAUGAAGAGCCAAGUGUACAUCGAUCGCUUGGCCAUAUCGUUCUUUACCCAGGCUUGCCUUAAGUGGGUGACCAAUUGGUCGUUCACGUGUGCACCUACGUAUGGUCUAGCGGAGGGUAUUCUUAAGGAUUAUCCAAAUCUGAACAUGUCUCCGCAUCGUCGGGCGUCAAGUUGA
Molecule: messenger RNA, 699 nt
Organism: Suillus fuscotomentosus
Lineage: Eukaryota; Fungi; Basidiomycota; Agaricomycetes; Boletales; Suillaceae
Exons: 3
Coding region: 1-699 (232 amino acids)
Source: RefSeq, a predicted model, not a curated record